UCGCAGUCAAGCCAUUUCGCUUCUCUAUCAUCUCAAGCUUCGAUUUGUUUUGUUUGAUUCUGGCUGCUUCGUCCUCUGGGUUCGGCAACGAAAAAAGACCCAACCCGCCUAGGCGCCCGCCAAGCCGCCUAGCUACCGCCUAGCCGCCUAGCGACCGCCUAGCAUCCUCCCGCCCGCCUAGCGACCGCCUAGCUGCCUCGCGCCUUCCUAGCGACAGAUAGAGUUCAUUCCAUUGCUGGGUCACAUACUUUUGGGAUUUAUGUGGCAACUGAUUUUGGAUGGGGAAGACCAACGAAGAUCGACUUCGUUUCGAUAGACAGGACAGGGGCUAUCUCCUUUUCAGAUAGCAAGAAUGGUGCUGGUGGUGUUGAGGUUGGGCUGGUUUUGAAAAAACAUUAUAUGGAGGCUUUUGCUUCCCUAUUUGCUAGAGGUCUUGAAGACCUUUGAAGCCAUCUUUAGUAUUCUGCAACAGUUGGUUUCAACAAAAAGAAAACCUGCGGCCUCCCAUGCUGCAGACAAAAGAUCCAAGUAAUGGGGCUUGAUAUAUUUCACAUCGACUUUACACAUUGUUACCAAAUCUCUGGAGCGUACUUUUCCAAGAAAAAAGAAUGAUUCCUAUGUGUUUCUUUACAACAUGAUGGUAAAUGGUAUCUGUAUGCAUGCAGAUACUAGAUUGUAUUGGAGACAAAGGACUAGGAGUUAUCGCCUCAACUUGUAAAGAAUUGCAGGAAUUGAGAGUUUUUCCUUCUGAUCCAUUUGGAGUUGGACAUGCUGCUGUAACAGAAGGCGGCCUUGUUGCCAUAUCCGCUGGUUGCCCCAAGCUUCAUUCUUUGCUUUACUUUUGCCAGCAGAUGACUAAUGCUGCCCUCAUCACUGUGGCCAAGAACUGCCCAAAUUUUAUACAUUUCAGGUUGUGCAUCCUUGACCCCACUAGACCUGACGCUGUCACCAUGCAGCCACUGGAUGAAGGUUUUGGGGCAAUUGUUCAGGCAUGCAAAAAUAUUAGGCGGCUGUCACUCUCCGGCCUUUUGACUGACCAGGUUUUCCUCUACAUUGGAAUGUAUGCUGAGCAGCUUGAAAUGCUUUAUAUUGCAUUUGCUGGGGACAGCGAUAAAGGUAUGGUUUAUGUGUUGAAUGGGUGCAAGAAGCUUCGGAAGCUUGAGAUCAGGGGCAGCCCCUUCGGAAACAUGGCACUUCUAAAGGACGUGGGAAAGUAUGAAACAAUGCGAUCCCUUUGGAUGUCGUCCUGCGAAGUUACUCUUGGAGGCUGUAAGGCACUCACAGAGAAGAUGCCAAGGCUUAACGUGGAGAUCAUAAAUGAAAAUGAUCAGAUGGAGCUUGGCCUUGAUGAUGAGCAACGAGUGGAGAAGAUGUACCUCUAUGGCACACUAGUAGGUCGAAGAAACGAUACACCGGAGUUUGUGUGGACUCUGUAGGUGCAUUUUUUUCCCUGUUUAGGCUGUCAAAACUUUUCUCUUCUUGUUGAGUAGUAUGUACUUUGGUUAGGCAAACUGGUUAGUGGAUUUUUAGUUGAUGUUGAGUUAGUGAUAAGUUGUUUAAAUUUAAACAGAUUGGCUGUUGUAAUCUAUGCUGUUAUAAAUAGAUUUCGUACUAGUAUUUCCAA
This is a messenger RNA of Prunus avium (sweet cherry), 1624 nucleotides long. The record is from RefSeq and is a predicted model, not a curated record. Lineage: Eukaryota; Viridiplantae; Streptophyta; Magnoliopsida; Rosales; Rosaceae.